GAUAUGAGAGAUCUCUGCAUUAAGCAUGGAUGUGUAUAUCCCGGUGUCCUACAUUUCUCUUAUGCUGACAGAAAGCAUGGCUGCUGGCCGCCAUGCUGAAGCUGGGCAUGGCUGGUAUGCUGUAGCUGUUGGACAGAACUGGAUCUGGUCUCCCCAGCAUGGAUCCUGAUGAGAAGGACACUGGAGACAUAGAGAGGGGAACGUGGAUGAGCAAAGAGAGAUCUGAGAUCUGACAACACAUCGACAUCACUGCGACAAAGUGAAAAAGAAGACAACAACAGAGGCAGCCAGGCGUUUCUUGGCUCCAUCAGACUUCUUGUUCGGGAUGUUGCCACAUUCCCAAAAAGAUGAGUACGAUGUUUUUAUCACUGACAGAAAUUAAACACAAAACUACCAAAAUAAAAGUUAUUCCACCCAAAUUCUGAUGUGAAAAUGCAAAAGAAUAAAAAAACAGAAAAUCUGAUUUGGUCAGUCUGGGCCUGGUGAUGAGAGGAUGAAUGACUGGCAGAGAUAUUUAGAUGUUCCUAUUUCCUUACAGGGACGCUAAAUCUCUCCUGUCUAUGAGUGAAAAGAGACUCCUGACUUCCUGUUCCUGUCAUUCAUCUGUCAGCCUGUAUUGUUACGGUGACCUCAGCCUGCGCUGAUGACUGAUGACACCACAUACCAUCACUACACAGAGACAGAUCUCAUUGGUCCAACAGUCACCUCAGACGGCACAUUUCAGAAUAACCAACACGAAAGUUUGGAUUGGCUGCAAACACCGAAGUUAAACCUGCAAUGAUUCAGAAGCAAACUGAACACAAUCCUGACAUUUCAUCACUUUUAAAGUUCACGUGGCAGUCACAGAGCAACGUCAGUAAUUCGGAGCGAUGCUUGUGUUUUCACUGCAUUAUUUGAUAUUUGUGCGACGUGUGAAUAUUUGAUUUUUAUCAUAGAAAUAUUAAUCAGAGCUGAUGUAAGACCCAAGAUGGAAUAAACCAGAAAACUGUGCUCUGAUGGUGACAGGUAUUUUACAGCUGCAGAAAAAACUUUACAGAAAUUCAGAUGUGGCUAAAUCAUAGUCAGGAAUGAAACAGACUGCAGCUUCCUUCCUUUGACAGCUCAGCCUGUCAGAAGUAUGAAACACAGUCAUCCACACACCCACAGCUGUAGAUACACUAACAUCAGAGGCAUAAAUGAUAAGAACAUGCUGCUGAGAUGUAACUCACUGUUUUGCAUCAUGGAAGCCACGCCAGUCUCCCAGCUCGUUUGACUCCUGUAAUCUGCAGAAACAGAGAAAUCAUCUUUUAAUAGGUUAUAAUGUACAGAGCAUGCACAGAUAAGACACACACACACACACACACACACACACACACACACACACACACACACACACAUCUCUUGCUGGACACUGAUUCAGAGCAGAGGAAGAGACAGCGUCCUCCUGAAUCACAGCUCAAUUCUUGUCUAAUCAACUUUUCCACAGUGGUGAGGAGGAGUAACAGAGAGAACACCAGAGCACCCCAACGCCGUGGACGCUGUCUGGACAAAAUGGCUGAAUGCCAAGCCACCCUGUGAUUGGUUCAUAUGCUAAUGUAUGCUAAUGUCCAUAAAGUUAUGAGCACAGACUUGCAGUCCAGCUCUCACACUCAGGUCCAGUGUGCUGCCACAGUGUGAAAAGCAGGACGGCUUCACGUCUCACACGGAUUAUUCGUUUUUUGCAUUUCCACUCAGUCAUUAAGCUAAAAGGUGAAACUGAGCGUCCACUGAAGAUGUCUGUCUCUUUCUUAUUUCAAACUUAAUGCACUGCACAGAUCUGACAGUUUUCUCUUAAAGACAUCACCAACUGUCACUAAAAGACAAGCUUUUCUUUUAUGAGUCAAAAAAAACCUGAAGCUGUCAGAUUCUGCAAAAGAAACACACUCAUACAUUUUGUUUGUGUUUCUUUGCUGGUUAUAUAUAUUGUUGAUCUGUGUACAUGCUGAAUAUACUCUGGCAUUUCAACAGUUUCAGCAGAAUAAAUCUUUCUGUCUCUGUUUCUCAGAGGCCCCAUCGAUCUCACCUGUGAUCAUCAGCAGUGAGCUACAGAGACACUGUGGGGUUGGGGACACAGCUGCUGUCACACUAUCAGAAAAUCAGGUUACCUUGAGAAGCACCCAUUAAACACACAAAAGUUAAACUUGUUCUUUGGACUGCUGGGAGGCUACAUCAUCGCCAUAACUGGCCACCGAAAGGGCGUCACCAUCAAUAUGAUGCUGGAGGAGGUCGAGAACGCAGACAGAACCAAGACAGGUGACAGCAUCAUCUGUGCGACUGUCUCCACCUUCAUCAUCUAAGCACCAAAUGAGGGAAUCGUCCCUCCAGUGGAGGUCCAUGGACCGAGGCCACCCAAACAGCUGAGACAUCGUUACACAGCAGACAGGGUGAGGACAGCAGAGCCUUAAAGAGGAAGACUAAAGGAGGACCUGACUGAAGCUGCCUCCUAGUGGUGAUGUACUGGAACACACACACCCUCAGUGUCCUCUCAGCGUCUCAAACUCAGUAAUGUUAUCUGUCAUGACACAGUACAUACAGCGGGCUGAUCUCUGUAGCAUCCAGUUAUACUCUGCAAUAAAAAUGCUUUUAUUGUGGAGGAAUUUUUCUGAAGAAAAUAUUUAUGAAAUCUAUGGAUUUUUUUUCCUAUUAACAGUCAAGCUCAAGUUAUAUUUUACAUUAUGAGAUUCUCAGUAAUUAUUCUCAGUUCUUACUGCUAAUGCUCUAUUAAAAAGGUAAUGAGUGAUAUUAUUACCUAUCAAUUUCCUUUAGGGGAUCAAUAAAGUAUAUCUAUAUGUUUUUCCUGCAGGAUCCUCACACUAACAAAAGCACUGAGUUUACAACACAGAGUCAGAAGAGCAACAGAUAUUUUUAUAGAUUUCAGUUCCAUGUUUUGAUGUUUCCACUGUGGGUUUAAAACAAAGCUUCUAAUAAUUUACUUCACUUAAUACAUAAACGAUCAGAUUUAUUUGCACACACAGUUUCUCCUAAUUCCUGACAGUGAACAGGGAAGUUCCUCUUACACUCUUCUUCCAUCGCUGCAGCUCAGAAUAGCGAGCGGGGAGUUUGGGAUGAUGAUUGGAAAUAAAAAAUACCCACAGAUAAAAAAUCCAUUCAGCAAACGUGAGCAUGCAGCUGCUCUUCUUCUCCUCUGUUCAUGAUAGAUUAUCUUAUUCUAUUCUAGUUCCAGUUCUAGCUGAUACUGUUUACAUUUCACAUCAGUUUUUUCUGUAUCUAUCACGUAGACAUGACACAGUAAACAGGGUCCUCUGGUGAUGAAGACAGAUCAGAAUUUGAUUCCACUAAUGUGAGGUGGACCCUCAGCAGCAUGAACCUGCCCCAGGACAGAGCCCCUGAUCCUGUGAGAGACUUUCAUCAGGCUCCCUGGGAACAAGGACCCUCCAGGAACCUUCCCCACCAAGUGCACUUUAUAAACAGACCGUAUGCUACUGCCACCAAGUGGCCGUUUAUAGUCGGCACACCCAGGCGUCCAAUGGCAGCUCCUUUGCACUGCCACUUUAUGGUAGAAAUAAGUCUGUUUAAAAACAUACACAAGUACACAGAUUAAAUGUCAGUCCCAGUGCUGUUUGCAGCUUGGUGCUCUGUGUCUAGUGCAACAUAAAGCAGCCCCCCAGUUUGGCUCUGGGAGGCAGACACCCUCUGCAGGUUAGGGUUAGGGUUAGAGCAGGAUAGAAACUUUCCUCUUUGAUAAAGCUUCUAGUUAGGGCUGAGGUGUGGAAGUCCCACUUCCGUUUCUUUCAACUUCACAACCUAGGAUGCUCAGUAAAACACGUAGAUAUUUUAUAGACAAAUACGUCUGGUGUCCUAACCUGUGUGUGUGUCUGUGUGUCUGUCUGUCUGUGUGUGUCUGUGUGUGAAGGAAACCUGCUCUGUACAUGGACGAAUGGACACAAAACCAAGGUGAGCCCCCUGACAGGAAGUUAACAACAGGAGAAGUUAACAGCAGGAAUGUCCAUAUAACUGCAUAUAACAGCGCCACUGGUCCGUUGCCAAGGAAAACCACGGUGCUGCAGCGUCCUCGUUAGUAUAGUGGACAGUAUCUCCGCCUGUCACGCGGAAGACCGGGGUUCGAUUCCCCGACGGGGAGUUUCUUUUCUUUUUUAGGAGGUGUGUGUGUGGAGAGAGGUGCUGUGAGCAGAGGGAGGGAGGUGCUGCUGACAUGCCAGCGGGAGGAGCGGCGGCAGCACCAGCAGGAGGAGGAGGAAGAAGCAGCGGCACAGGCGCAGCUGUUCACCGCUCGGUGGCCGGUUACUGCGGGAAAAUGUCAACGAUUCAAACGCUGAGAGCUUUUGUCAACCAGCGGCUGACUGCGGCCGUAGAGGAGAUCUUCGGGCUGCUGGAAACAACCAUUUCAAACUACGAAGAAGAGAUCGAUCGCCAGCGCAGACUGCUGCAGGAUGUUGACCAGCCCGACGGCCUCAGAGACAAAGGUCCGUGCGAAGUUUCAGCGUUUUUAUCUCCAGGUGUCCAAAAACUGACUAUCAGAAAAGAAGACCAGCAGGAGCGGAGGACCAGUCUGGGCUGGGAGGACGCAGAGGCUCCACACAUUAAAGACGAGGAGGAAGAACUCUGUAUCAGUCAGGAUGCAGAGCAGCUUCAAGAACUGAGUGAGGCUGAUAUCACCAAGUUAUCGUUCACUGAUGUGUCUGUGAAGAGUGAGGAUGAUGAGGAGAAAGCUCAGUCCUCACUGCUUCAGCAGGGACAGACUGAGGAGGACAGAGAGGCAGAGCCUCCAGCCAGCAGCUCAGCUCCGCACAUGGACCCAGAGACCGACAGCCGUCACCAGCUGCUGUCUUUAUACUGUUGUGAGUCAGAGACUGAGGAUAGCGAUGACGACUGGAAGGAGACAGGAGAGCAAGAAUUAGGUCCAGGCGCACUGAAAAGUACGAGCAGCGCCGAUCACAAGAAGCCCCUCAGCCAGGAGAGGCCGUUCAGCUGCACCGUUUGUGACAAGAGAUUCGGCUGCAAAGGAAAUCUGCACGCUCACAUGAGGAGCCACACGGGGGAGAAACCUUUCACCUGCACCGUCUGUAACAAAAGCUUCAGUGCAAAGGUCAAUCUGAAGACUCACAUGAGAAGUCACACAGGGGAGAAACCGUUCAGCUGCUCAGUGUGCAACAAAAGUUUCAGCCAGAAGAAGACGCUGGUUAUACACCUGAGAAGUCACACGGGGGAGAGACCGUUCAGCUGCUCGUUCUGUGGGAAACGCUUUAGUGAGAAGGGAACUUUGAAGAGACACAUUAGAGUUCACACAGGAGAGAAACCGUACAGCUGCAGCGCGUGUGGACGCAAUUUUAGUUUGCUGUCACACGUUAAAAGCCAUAAGUGUGCAGGGGCGAGCAGCAACAAGUGAAGCUGCACGGGUUAUCGAAGCUCAGACCGCAAACGGCAUCACACUGGUGUGGCCAGACACCGGACUGGUCAGCGCAGUGCAUCACUGGAUGACGUAACUUUGCCUUGUGGCAAAAGUCAAACUAGUAAACAGUUGGCUGAUGUAAGCUGUCCUCCAAUGUCUCAACUACAGGUAAGAGGAGGUGACUCUCUGUUCUGGAGCAAACAUAAAGAAUAGAAAAGUCAAAUAACAUGUAAUACAGAUGUUCCUCAGGAGUGUAACACAAAGUGAUGAGUAAGAACAAACAGACCAAAGUCAUCUGACAGAACCCUGCAACAUGAAUCAGCAACACUCCUCUGACAGCUGCUCUGUACUGCAGAUAAAGGCCAGGUUACAAAGGGACUUUAGGUAGAAAUGGAGUUAUGGUGUAACCAUAGUAACCAAACUAGUCACUACAACAAGUUUACACACGCUUGACAAUAUCAUUGUGCUCUGUAAGAGACUGUGAAUAUUGACACAUUAAGCAAUUCAACCAAAUGAAUUAGAACUAGUUACAAGUGCAAUUACUAAUUAGUCUGUAAAAAGUUAUUGAAUGGCAAUAA
Toxotes jaculatrix (banded archerfish) is the source of this 5967-nucleotide messenger RNA. RefSeq names its product zinc finger and SCAN domain-containing protein 31-like. The transcript has 8 exons. Gene Ontology annotation, molecular function: DNA-binding transcription factor activity, RNA polymerase II-specific; RNA polymerase II cis-regulatory region sequence-specific DNA binding. Gene Ontology annotation, biological process: central nervous system development; regulation of transcription by RNA polymerase II. Gene Ontology annotation, cellular component: nucleus. The record is from RefSeq and is a predicted model, not a curated record. Bases 4193 to 5386 code for a protein of 397 amino acids. Lineage: Eukaryota; Metazoa; Chordata; Actinopteri; Toxotidae.